AUUAAUUAAAAAGAUGACGAAAAAAUAAAAAUAAAUUUGAAAAGUAAAAAUAACUAUUCUUUUGGCUGUAGGGACAUAAACCUAACAACCGUUUUUAAUGAAAUUAAAACAACAACGUUAACGAAGGAAUAAUCGAACUCUUGAAGAGAAACCUCUGCGUAGAAGGGUAUUGUACGUUGACGUACAAGACUGCAACACAAGUGGUCCUUGAGAGAGAGGGAGCAAGAGGCUUUGAUGCUCUCUGUUUUCUCUGAAACACAAAACCAAACAAUUUGCAAUUGAGGGUGUGAAUGAUGGAGGAUCAGAAGCAGACUAGUGAGGAGCGACCAGUGAGAGUAUAUGCAGAUGGCAUAUAUGAUCUCUUUCACUUUGGCCAUGCUGGUUCUCUCGAGCAAGCCAAGAAGCUGUUCCCAAACACGUACCUGCUUGUUGGCUGCUGCAAUGAUGAAACUACCCACAAUUAUAAGGGCAAAACUGUUAUGACCGAGAAGGAGCGCUAUGAGUCACUCCGCCAUUGCAGAUGGGUGGAUGAAGUAAUUCCCGAUGCACCAUGGGUGCUCUCACAAGAGUUUCUUGACAAGCAUCAGAUUGACUAUGUGGCACAUGACUCUCUUCCCUAUGCUGAUGCAAGUGGGUCUGGAAAGGAUGUCUAUGACUUUGUUAAGUCCGUUGGAAAGUUUAAGGAAACAAAACGGACUGAUGGGAUUUCUACAUCAGAUAUCAUAAUGAGGAUUGUUAAAGAUUACAACCAGUAUGUGAUGCGUAAUUUGGACCGUGGGUACACAAGAAAGGAGCUAGGUGUUAGCUAUGUGAGGGAAAAGCGACUGAGAGUGAACAUGGGACUGAAAAGACUGCGUGAGAGGGUGAAGGAGCACCAAGAAAAAGUAGGAGAGAAGAUACAGAUAGUAACAAAGACUGCUACAAUGCGUCGUAAUGAAUGGGUGGAGAAUGCUGAUCGAUUGGUUGCUGGAUUUCUUGAGAGGUUUGAAGAAGGUUUCCACAAAAUGGGAACAGCCAUAAGGGACCGAAUUCAAGAGCGAAUAAGGAAGCGGCAGUUCGGAGGCCUUUUAUAUGAAGAAGAUGAUGAUGAUGAGUUCUACGACGACUCUGAAGACGAACGCAAUGAUGAAGACGAAGAAUAAAUUUAUUCUUGUUGAUGUCCAUUGGUUAGGCUGAAAUACUUAUUUAUGGUAUUAAUGUAGAAGUAAUCUAAGAUGAAUUCCAAAGGCUAAGUUUGUGUAACAGCCUAAAGUAAGGCUUGGAUCUUCAAAUACAAUUAUUAGUAAUCUCUCCUCUUCAAAUACAAUUUUUAGAAAAAUCUCAAAUUGUGCAAAAA
Molecule: messenger RNA, 1336 nt
Organism: Prunus mume (Japanese apricot)
Lineage: Eukaryota; Viridiplantae; Streptophyta; Magnoliopsida; Rosales; Rosaceae
Product: choline-phosphate cytidylyltransferase 1-like
Biological process (GO): CDP-choline pathway
Molecular function (GO): phosphatidylcholine binding; choline-phosphate cytidylyltransferase activity
Source: RefSeq, a predicted model, not a curated record